Solanum dulcamara is the source of this 983-nucleotide messenger RNA. Its product is annotated as histidine-containing phosphotransfer protein 1-like. The record is from RefSeq and is a predicted model, not a curated record. Bases 260 to 706 code for a protein of 148 amino acids. Gene Ontology annotation, cellular component: cytoplasm; nucleus. The transcript has 6 exons. Lineage: Eukaryota; Viridiplantae; Streptophyta; Magnoliopsida; Solanales; Solanaceae. Gene Ontology annotation, molecular function: protein histidine kinase binding; histidine phosphotransfer kinase activity. Gene Ontology annotation, biological process: phosphorylation; cytokinin-activated signaling pathway; phosphorelay signal transduction system.
UGCAGAAAGUGAGGGAAAAAAAGAAAAUAAAAAUAAAAUAUGUGUAUGUGUGACAAUAUAAAUACAGUGAAUAAAUGUGCAAAGUUCAUUGAACAUUAGUCUUCUCUGUUAUAGGAAAGAGUGCCCUGUAGGAGCUUUUCCAAGAAAAACUAAAAUAAAAAUAACUCCAUGCACUAGUACUUAAACUUCGAUUGAUCUCAUUAAUAGCAUAUACAGCAAGCUGUUAAUUUGUGAAAUUCAUUGUGGAUAUAGCAAAAUCAUGGAACAACUCCAAAGAAAACUAGCUGAGUACACUGCUUCCUUAUACAAUGAGAAAAUUCUGGAUGAGCAGUAUAUACAACUGCAGCAACUGCAAGAUGAGAGCAAUCCGGACUUUGUGGUGGAAGUUGUGUCCCUUUUCUUUGAAGAUUCUGAAAGGCUUCUUAAUGAACUUGCCAAAGCUCUAAAUCAGACUAAUGUAGACUACAAGAAGCUGGAUGCACAUGUUCAUCAACUGAAAGGUAGCAGCUCAAGCAUUGGUGCACAAAGAGUUCAAAGAGUGUGCAUUGCAUUCCGUAAUUAUUGUGAUGAGCGCAAUGUUGAAGGUUGCUUAAAAUGUUUGCAACAAGUAAAGAAUGAGUACACCCUUGUCAAGAACAAGCUUGAAACAUUAUUUAAGCUGGAGAAACAAUUCGUGGAUGCUGGAGGAUCAUUUCCAGUGGUGUGAAUAUUGAUUGAUGAGUUAUGUGGAAUUCAAAUAUGCUUAAUUAAUUGCAAGUUUAAUUAGAAGUUCUUUGGAUAUGUUAAUUAGAUUGUCUUCAUGAUAUAUAUUUCGAGCUUCACUCCUUUGGCUUCAAAUGUAUAAGCAAUGAAAGUGGAGAUGAGAAGGACUUGAUUAAUGUAGUUUAUAGCUAUCUUCUUCAGUUUUAUUAGGAUUAUUGUAAAUAAGUCAAAUCUCCAUUUAAUAAAAGCUUGAUUCUAUGCUUUAUCAAGCUACUUUAAAA